This is a messenger RNA of Dufourea novaeangliae, 3010 nucleotides long. RefSeq names its product nucleolin 1-like (gene Nopp140). The transcript has 4 exons. Gene Ontology annotation, cellular component: nucleoplasm; nucleolus. The coding region runs from base 75 to 2096 and encodes 673 amino acids. NCBI's taxonomy places the organism in Eukaryota, Metazoa, Arthropoda, Insecta, Hymenoptera, Halictidae. The record is from RefSeq and is a predicted model, not a curated record.
AAUGCCUAUGCGGCCUCUGCCUUCUUGCAUCCAAUUGCGGCUCGUUGUCCAAGUUCUUUGUGCACGCGUCCAUCAUGGCAUCCACUGAUGAGUUAAAUGUUUCUGCCCUUGUGUACGAUUAUUUAUUAAAAAAAGACGCAUCAUUGGCAAAGGUUUUUCAGAAGAAAACAAAAGCGCCCGCGCUGCCGAAAGGAUCAGUGUCCAUACAAGAGGUGUUUCAGCAUUUUCAGAAGACCUCUCCUAGAAAACUAAAUAUAAAAGCACAAACUAAAGACAGUAGUUCAGACUCAAGUUCAGAAAGUGAAGAUGAAGCUCCAAAGAAAGUUCCACAAGUAAAUGGUAAAGCUGCACUUAAUGCUUCAGUGAAUAAUAAAAAGCAGCAGUCAUCUUCAGAUGACUCCUCUAGUGAAGAUGAGAAACCGGUACCUAAGGCAGCCACUAAAGCUAAGCCUGUUGUUAAAACUCCAUCUAAAGUACCACCAGUAAAGAAAAAAGACAGUUCAGAUGAAAGUUCUUCAGAAGAGGAAGACGAUACCCCUAAAGCACAGCCAAAAGCAGUCUCAACACCUAAAGUAACUAAAGUGACUAAAGCACAAGAAUCAUCCGAUGAUUCUGAUUCGGAUAGUGGAGAAGAGUCUAAAGCAAAUGUAUCUAUAAAAACAGCUGCAAAACCUCAGACAAAAACUGCAGUCAAAAAGAAAGAAUCUUCUAGUGAAGAUAGUGAAGAGGAAAGUCCAGUUAAGCCAGUUCUAAAAAAACCUGUGUCAGCUGCAGGUGUAGUAAAAGCUCCAGCAAAGAAACAAAAAUCAUCCAGUGAUGAUUCUGAUGAUUCCUCGGAGGAAGCAACUGCAAAACCACAGCCAGUUAAAGCUAAGCCUCCAACACUGACUAAAGCUACCACGAAGGCAGAAUCUUCUAGCAACGAUUCUGAUGAUUCUUCAGAAGAGGCUUCUGCUAAACCAGCUGCAAAGGCUGUUCCAGACAAGAAAAAAUCUAUUCCACAAAAGAAAGGGCCUGUAAAAUCUGAAAAGCAAAGCAAAACUGUGUCAGCAAAACAACCCGUUGCAAAGAAAGUAGGUUCUUCUAGCGAAGAAAGUAGUGAAGAAGAAGAACCACCUAAAAAGAAACCUACACAAUCUUCGGCACAAGUAGCAUCAAAGAAGACUCCCGCUAAGAAGGAAGAGUCUUCAUCUGGUGACGACAGUAGCGAAGAGGAAGAAAAAGCUCCACCUAAACAAGCUACUCUGGCAACACCAGCAGUCACAAAGGAAGAAUCUUCUAGUGAUGACAGUAGCGAAGAAGAACCUCCAGCUAAGAAGUCGGUUCCUGCUAAAGUUGUAACACCCGCUAAACCUACGGUAGCUAAAAAAUCACAGUCUUCCAGUGAAGAUUCCGAUGAUUCUGACGAAGAUAAGACGUCAGUAGCGAAACCAGUAGCAAAAAAAGACUCAUCUAGCUCUGAUGAUUCUGAUGAAUCUGAAGAUGAAAAGCCUGUCAAAGCAGCUGCAGCUACACCAAAGGCAGCUGCCAAAGCAAAAGCCAAGAAGAAACCAACUAGUGAAGAUUCUGAAUCAGAUUCGUCUGAAGACGAAAAACCAACAGCAGCACCUAUAGUUAAAGCUGGUUCAAAACCAGCGGCUGCGAAAAAAGAUUCAGAUUCAAAUGAAAGUGAGUCAGAUGAAGAACAGAACGUGGUGCCGCAACAAAAAACACCGGCUAAAGGAGAAAAGAGAAAGCAUAAGGCAAUAGAGCAAGAAGAUGAGGAGGAGGAAGAAGAAGAAAAUCCACCAAAAGCUCAGAAAAACAACUACAGCAAUUUUGUGAAAGCAAGUAACAGCUUCAAUGGUGAUAAGCAGACAAAAAAUAUUCCGUUUCGUCGUGUAAAGGACGAGGAGGUAAAAUUGGACCCAAAAUUGGCUAACAAUUCUUUUGAGGCAAAGAGAGGUGCACGCGGCUCUUGGGGAGAGAAAGCAAACCAAGACCUGAAAUAUACGAGGGGGAAGUCAUUUCGUCACGAAAAGACGAAGAAAAAACGUGGUAGCUACCGCGGCGGUCAAAUAGAUACUACCAUCAAUUCCAUUAAGUUUGAGGAUUGAGUAAGCGAGUGUAAUAUGUAUAUGUAAAUGUUUUUAAUAUUAUUAGCGGAUACGUUUAGUUAAGCGAAGUAUAAUAAGAAUCGAGAUUCCCUAAGCUUUCGUUGGCAAGGUAAUCUUUUCGGGUAUUUUAAGCUACGACGUUGAUGCAAUUCUCAUUCAGUUCCGUGGAUAAAAGUCGGUCUCCAUUCUUGUUGGUAACAUUGUUGAAUUUUAGUCCGACAAUUUUCCAUUGAGCAGCGAUCACCAUUGUCAUUUUCACAUUUAGUAUCUAUAAGACUGCGAUUUCCACUUGUUUAUCGAAAGUCCCGUGAAAUCAAAGCUUAUUUUAAUACAAAAGGUAUAGCUUACAUAAGCUACUUCGAUACUGAAUAGCUGCUGUAUUAUAAGGUAUUGAAUGUUGUUUAUUGCAAUAUGUAACAUAUUUCAUAAAUUUAUCGUUCCUAGAAUGGGUAGGAAAUUCCAUAGAGAUCAUUUACAUCAGUGGUUAUCCAGAUUAGAGCUCAAGAAAGGAAAUUUAUCAGUGAACUAAUAUUAUCAAUUUUAGUCGCUUUAUUCCGUUGAGGGAGAAUUUUUGAGAAACACAUUGUUUCACGAUCAGGUAUGCAGUUUUGACGUUUUUUUUUGUGUAGUUUACUUAUAAGUACAGGUCCCUCACAAAUACAAUGACUAAUGGUAAUAUUUGGUAAUAUUUAAAUAGAGAUUAAAAAGGACUUAAUGUUAAACAAUUUUUAUACGCGCAUCCAUCCGACACGCAAUCAAUUCUCUAGGGUUGAUCGCAUCUACAUGUGUAUAAAAAUGUAACUAACGGCUCUGACACACGCAAAUGAUUAUAAUCUGUUAAUUUAAAAAUACACACAUACUUUGUACGAUAUUACCAUCAUUUGAAAUUGAACAUAAAGAGAGUGUAAUCUUAA